Messenger RNA from Neopsephotus bourkii (Bourke's parrot), 1885 nucleotides. RefSeq names its product origin recognition complex subunit 4 (gene ORC4). The record is from RefSeq and is a predicted model, not a curated record. Gene Ontology annotation, cellular component: nucleus; nuclear origin of replication recognition complex. Lineage: Eukaryota; Metazoa; Chordata; Aves; Psittaciformes; Psittacidae. Gene Ontology annotation, biological process: DNA replication; DNA replication initiation. The coding region runs from base 146 to 1456 and encodes 436 amino acids. The transcript has 14 exons. Gene Ontology annotation, molecular function: ATP binding; ATP hydrolysis activity; DNA replication origin binding.
AGAUAGGAGAGAGAAGAAACUCCCCGGUCUCCUCCGGCGGGGCUGGGGUUGGGGGGGAAGAAACUCGGGGCGCUUGGCACUGGCCCCCCGCCCCCGCGCCGAUGCCGAGCGGAAUUAGCGCCCUGUCCCUUUAACGCCUUCUGCAAUGAGUAAGCGUAAAGCGAAGGAGAGUGGUGGAGCAAAUGGAGAAUGUAUUUCACAGGCACAGAAAAUCCUACGUGAAAGAUUCUGUCACCAUUGUGCUGCUGGAAAACUCUUUCGGAUUGAACAUCAGUACAGACAUCUGCUGGAUCUGCUGAAACGGACUACAGUUCAUGGAGAAAGUAAUUCUGCCCUCAUUAUUGGACCCCGAGGAUCAGGAAAGACUGCGUUAUUAAAUCGUGUUUUAAAAGAGCUUAAGGAAAUGAAACAAGUUAGAGGGAACCUUUUGGAAGUUCGUCUGAAUGGGCUUCUGCAGACUAAUGAUAGAGUGGCCCUGAAGGAAAUCACCAGACAGUUGAACCUGGAAAAUGUAGUUGGGGAUAAAGUUUUUGGCAGUUUUGCUGAAAAUCUUGCGUUCCUUCUUGAAGCUUUAAGGAAAGGAGAUCGAACUAGCAGUUGUCCAGUCUUGUUUAUACUGGAUGAAUUUGACUUGUUUGUUCAUCACAAGAAUCAGACGCUGCUCUAUAACCUCUUUGAUAUAUCACAGUCAGCCCAGACUCCAGUAACAGUUAUUGGACUUACGUGUAGGCAGGAUAUUCUGGAGCUCUUGGAGAAGAGAGUAAAGUCAAGGUUCUCUCACCGACAGAUAUAUUUGACGAAUUCUUUUGAUUUUAAACAAUACAUUAAGAUAUUCAAGGAACAGCUUGCUCUUCCUGCUGAAUUUCCUGAUAAGUCUUUUGCACAAAAAUGGAAUACUAAUGUUCAGCAUCUCUCAGAGGAUAAAACUGUGCAGGACGUGCUGCAGAACCUUUUUCACCACAGUAAAGACCUGCGCUCACUUCACUUGCUCUUGAUGCUUGCUCUAAGUAACGUUACUGUGCAUCACCCACUUAUCACCGCAUCAGAUCUCCAUGAAGCAAGCAAGCAGUAUCGAACGGACUCAAGAGCAAAUAUUGUACAUGGUUUGUCUGUCCUGGAAAUCUGCCUAAUUAUAGCUAUGAAACACUUGAAUGAUGUUUAUGAAGGAGAACCCUUUAACUUCCAGAUGGUUUACAAUGAAUUCCAGAAGUUUGUACAGAGGAAGGCACACUGUAUGUACAACUUUGAAAAGCCUGUUGUCAUGAAGGCAUUUGAACACUUACUACAGCUGGAAUUAGUAAGGCCAAUAGAAAGACCAAAUAUACGUGCUCAGCGCGAGUACCUCCUGAUGAAGCUGCUAUUGGACAGUACUCAGAUCAUGGAUGCCUUGCAGGUGUACCCAAACUGCCCUGUGGAUGUGAAGCAGUGGGCAGCCUCAUCACUCAGCUGGCUCUGAACUUUCUGGAACUUGCAGCAUCACUUUCUGCAUCCAGGCUUUUUGAGUUGAGUAUGAGCUGCAGCAGAGGGCAUUUUCCCACAGGAGGUAACUUUUUGGAAGAAGCUUUACUGAUUGAUGGGGGAGAACUGCUCCAGUGUUAUAUUCCGAUGGCUGUAACAGUGAUGAAGGGGAAUGCUCUGGCAGUGUAGCUCAGCUUGGUGCCAGCUUUUCCUCUGGUGCAGAGUUUCCACUUCAUAUAAAUCUUGAGUUCCUUGGUCUGGGAUUGACUGUGUCAGGUGCUGCCUUGGGGCACACCGCCCCGGAUGCCUGUGGGUCUGGCUUAAACCCCAAGGCAGAGUUACUUCUCAAAUGGUGUUUGAAGCUCAUACUUGGUGUACUUUUUCUUCUCAAAUUUGACUUGAUGCAGAAAACUUAAUUAACUUUUAA